UUUCGCCAAAGAGUACUAGUUUUAAAACAUUUACCAAAAUGUUGCAAUCAACGAAGCUCUUGCUGUUGGCAGUAAUAUUCAUGGUAAUCGGAGGUAACCAGUUGAUGGCGAAAUUCAUAGGACCUUCAAUCAGCCAAAAUUUUAACUAUACCAACACAAAAGGACCAGUUGUGUCGGCAAGCUCUCCUAAUCCUAUAACAACAACAGUUCGGUCGACAACUUCUCCCAAACCAAAGACAACAAAGGUAACCGUUAUUUCGACAACCUCACCGAAGCCUAAGACAACAAAGAAAACCGUUAUUUCGACAACCACUCCGAAGCCCAAAACAACAGAAGCUCCAAACGCAUAUAACCAUCCGAAAUUUCACUUGGCCAAGCAAAAGUUGAAUUGGUUUGGUGCCACUGUUUACUGCAAGGAGAGAAAUUGGAAACUCAUCGUUUUGGACUCUGAGAAAAUCAGGAAGGAGUUUGAAAGCUAUCUUACUAAAUACAACUUGAGAAAGUAUCCCUUCUGGACAGCGGGUAAUCAAUUGGCCGAUAUGAAAACUUGGCGUUGGGGUCUGGAUGGAUCAAAACUCACAUAUAGUCAUUGGGCAAAACAUCAACCGGAUAAUUAUAAAAAUCAACAACAUUGCAUAAAAUUAUUUGCAAACAGUUUAGAAUGGGACGAUGAUACUUGUGAGAGAGCUAUAAAUUUUGUUUGCUUAAAACAUUAAUUUUGGAAUAAAUGCAAUUGAUCUUA
Zeugodacus cucurbitae (melon fly) is the source of this 742-nucleotide messenger RNA. Its product is annotated as C-type lectin galactose-binding isoform. NCBI's taxonomy places the organism in Eukaryota, Metazoa, Arthropoda, Insecta, Diptera, Tephritidae. Gene Ontology annotation, molecular function: carbohydrate binding. The transcript has 4 exons. Gene Ontology annotation, cellular component: external side of plasma membrane. Bases 39 to 716 code for a protein of 225 amino acids. Gene Ontology annotation, biological process: biological process involved in interspecies interaction between organisms. The record is from RefSeq and is a predicted model, not a curated record.